Messenger RNA from Aspergillus calidoustus, 1329 nucleotides. Lineage: Eukaryota; Fungi; Ascomycota; Eurotiomycetes; Eurotiales; Aspergillaceae. The record is from the annotation of a GenBank genome assembly.
AUGUGGCUCUUUCGGGCACUCUCGUCGGCCCUCUUCCUGACCGUCACUGUCUCGUCCAUCCCGCUAGCCUUUGACGUGGGUGGGAAGACAUGCGGUCUGGCCUUCUCACUGUCUCUAGCGACGUUCUACUUUCUAUUCUCAGUCCUGAAGCUCACAACUCCCGAUCGAUCCUGGAUACGCUCCUCGCUCAUCGUUCUAAUCAGCUCCGCCCAAUGGUUCAUCAUCCCGAUCCUGCUUAUCUGGUCUCUGAACCGGUUUUCUGUCGACACGGAUAAUAAUGCGUCGUGGAUGGAACGGACGUUUAGCCUGAAACGUGCUGAUGACUCCUCCCUUCAAGGGUGGAUAUUUGGGCGCGAUGGACUCCUGGAGUCUAUAGCUAUCGGAAAUUGGGACAAACUCUUGAGGUGGUCGACUCCAGUAUUUCAACUUGCGGAAGGGUUCUGCAGCUUGCUAGUCAUUCAAGCGGCGGGGCAGAUUACUCGAUGGCUUGUUAAUCGCGGCGGACGGAGUGAUAGCUGGAUGAUCGGCUUUCUUGUCCUCUCGGCCUCCAUUAUCUCGAGCUCCGUAUACUUUCUCUGGCGCGUCCUGCAGUUUCCUGAGAUCUCUAAUGUGGAUGCUGCUCUAAUAGGUGUGACCAUUACAUGCGCUGUUAUAUUGUGCGCUUGGGGCAUAGGAAGUGGCCGUGGCAACCCGGUUGAAAGUUCGCUUCUAUUUGCCUACGUCGUGCUUUGUGUGUAUCAGAUCUUUACAGACUACCAACCAUCACAACCAGUGGCGCAGUCGGUUCCUUCGCCCUCACAAGCGGGAGAUUUCCCUCCGCUCCCGCCCAUCAUCAUGGCCUCAUACACCACUCUCAUGCAUGCCUUGUCUCUGCUACCAUCCAUCAUACACGCCGCAUUCAAUAUGAUUACAGCCGUGUUUAGUGCAGUUACUCCAUCUGUCUUAAUCUCGCUCACCUACCGUAUCCUCGUGCUCUAUGCAUCGACGAGAAUUAUACCCGCUGUCCGCGAAGCAGGCGCUCGCGCGCUCUCUCAAGAGGCCACAUUGGACGACUCUGAUGCCGCGGGUCAGUUCUUAGGCUUCUUAAGCUAUUUUUCUCCUUCUAUCCUUAUUGCAGUCUAUACCAGUCUGCUGAUGCAGCACUUUGCGACUACCUCACAGGCCAUGGGUGGUAGUGGGCAGUGGUGGAGUACGCAGGGAGCCGGAGGUGGGAAUCUUUGGCGGUGGAUCAACCUUGCAGGAACACUAGCCUUAUACGCUGUUGAACUCUGGCUAGGAGCCGCAGAUGACCUAGACUCAGGACUCGCCGGUCAUUGGAAGACAGACUGA